This is a messenger RNA of Schistocerca gregaria, 1176 nucleotides long. RefSeq names its product pre-mRNA-splicing factor 38B-like. The record is from RefSeq and is a predicted model, not a curated record. The transcript has a single exon. The coding region runs from base 1 to 873 and encodes 290 amino acids. Lineage: Eukaryota; Metazoa; Arthropoda; Insecta; Orthoptera; Acrididae. Gene Ontology annotation, cellular component: precatalytic spliceosome.
AUGGAUGGUCAACAAGUGUGUAAUGAUUCGAAGCUGUACAAAAAAUCCGCAUCGAAAGAAGAGAAGAAAAACAACGUAUUGCAACUGUGGGGAAACGAACGUACAAUGAAUUUAAACCCACUCAUCUUGGAAAACAUACGAACUUCGUAUUACUUUAAAGUGAAUCUUCGCAAGUUGAAAACGUACCACGAAGUCGUCGAUGAAAUUUAUUACAGAGUUGGUCACCUAGAACCGUGGGAAAAAGGAAGCCGAAACACAACUGGGUUAACGGCACUGUGUGGAGGUGUUCGAGGGGUUGGUGCGGGAGGGAUUGUAUCAUCAGCUUACUGCUUACUAUAUAAAAUGUUUACGUUAAAAAUGACUCGAAAACAGGUCAAUGGUUUGAUUACUCACCCUGAUUCCCCUUACAUUAGAGGUUUAGGUUUUAUGUACAUUAGAUACACACAGCCUCCACAAGACUUAUGGGAAUGGUUCGAGCCGUUUUUAAACGACAAAGAAGAAAUUGAUGUAAAGGCAGGAGGGGGUCACGUCAUGACAAUAGGAGAAAUGUUAAAAAGAUUUCUGACAAAACUGCAAUGGUUUUCCACAUUCUUUCCACGAAUUCCGCAACCAAUACAACAGACGAUCGAUAGGAAAUUACCGGUACUGACGACAAGGUCACUAAACGAAUUUCGGGGCAAUGGAACAACUCGGCGUAAUUCUUUUAAGGAAUAUCAUACAGCUGUAAAACCAGAAAAGGAAAAGACCGCCAUUUCCUCGAAGUCGUGUAAUUCAGGAAAAGAAAGUUCAACUAGUUCCAAGAAAAGGCGACAUUCAUUUGAAUACAACGUCCAGAACACAAAUAGAAGACCAAAGGAAAGAAGGUGUAAUUAAUAAGGUAUAAAUUAAUGUAAAAUUUUGCUGUCACAUUUCGUUGCACUGUGAACAUGUAAAGGGCUCAUUUGACAAUUUAAAGACAUAUACCUGGAAAUGACCAAGUGAAUUACUUGCGCUCGAUAUUGAAAGUAAAUAGAACCAUAUUCUUGAAAGCCUAAAGAAAAUAAGUGUUGUCACUGUAGACUGUAGUGUGGAUUUAAUUCCCGUACUAGGACAUUGUGUUGUUUUUUACAAAUAUUUGUAGUGAAAUAAUGCUGUUGGCUGAAGCCAGAACUUGAGAUUGUAAGUUUUUUUGCAAUA